AUUCCCGACUCCCGAAACAGGAGUAGUUGACUGUCGGAGUACCCAAGCCGCGAAUUGGCUCGAGCCGAAUCUUCAAUUUUCCGCUGCCGCGCGAGCUUUCUGGACUGAGGGUGAAGGAUCCGUUCUAUUCUACAGAGCGGGAAAAUAAAGGGAAACCCUAAUUCUCAGAACCAGAAGAUGGUGAGCUCUCCGGUGGUGAAUACGUACCCUCUGUCGAGCUACACGUUCGGCACCAAAGAGCCCAAGAUGGAGAAGGACACCUCCGUCGCUGAUCGCCUCGCCCGCAUGAAAGUCAACUAUAUGAAAGAAGGGAUGAGGACAAGUGUUGAAGCUAUUCUUCUGGUACAAGAACACAAUCAUCCGCACAUACUUCUUCUGCAAAUUGGAAACACCUUCUGCAAACUUCCAGGCGGACGUUUGAAGCCAGGGGAAAAUGAAAUUGAAGGUUUGAAGAGGAAAUUGACGAGCAAGCUUGGAGCUAAUUCACCUGCUCUUGUUCCAGAUUGGCAGAUUGGUGAGUGUGUGGCUAUCUGGUGGAGGCCAAACUUUGAAACCAUAAUGUAUCCAUAUUGCCCUCCUCACAUAACAAAGCCCAAGGAAUGUAAGAAGCUCUUUCUUGUUCACUUGUCUGAAAGAGAGUACUUUGCAGUCCCCAAAAAUUUGAAACUUCUCGUUGUUCCAUUGUUCGAACUGUAUGACAAUGUGCAGAGAUAUGGUCCUGUGAUAUCAACCAUCCCUCAACAACUUUCAAGAUUCCGGUUCAACAUGAUUAGCACUUGAAUUAUGCCUGCCAUUUCAAGGAUUGACGUCUUAGCUGCCCGAAACUGAAAGAGCGUCAAGACUAGUUAUUGUAUCUGACGAGCCGACACCUUGAUGGAUGAUGAUACUUUUUGUUGACAGACUUCAGAAGUUUGAUUGAAUGUUGUACUCUUUGAUCUGUUCAUGUUGUGUGCCCUGUUGGAAUUUGUCUAUUGGUUAUUUUUAAGGUUUAACUAAUGUAUUGGGUUAAUUAGUGCGCACAUGUUUAGUAAGGCUUAUUUUAGAGAACUAAUUAGUUGUAUUGUAGUUCUUAAGCUGCCUAUGCUGACCUUAGAAUCAAAACCUCCAGACCUAUAUCUCUUAGAAAUUUCUGUAGAUGUACUAUCCAAUGGGACACUCCAUUAGGAUGUGACUCGUAGUUGAGACCAAUCCCUUAUUAGGCAGUGCACGUACCUCCCAAAUUCCAAGUCGCCUAGCUUAGAACAAGCUAGCAGGGCAGAGACAAAAGUGUAGCCAUCGGGCAACAACCCUUCGGACUGCAUUUGAAGAAAGAGAGAUAAUG
Molecule: messenger RNA, 1321 nt
Organism: Linum tenue
Lineage: Eukaryota; Viridiplantae; Streptophyta; Magnoliopsida; Malpighiales; Linaceae
Source: the annotation of a GenBank genome assembly